AUGUCUUCUUCUAAGCUUCUUCUUGUUUUCUUUCUUGGUGCUAUUGUUUGGGCCACUAGUGCUAGGAAGCUUGCCGGUGGGAUUGAGGAUGAGAAAAACCUCUUUCAUCGUCGACCGAGAUUUGGUGGUGGCUUAGGAGGAGGAGGAGGUGGUGGUGGAGGGUUUGGUGGUGGAGGUGGGUUAGGAGGUGGUGCAGGUGGCGGAGCUGGAUUUGGUGGAGGUGCUGGUGCUGGUGCUGGGCUUGGUGGAGGUGGUGGACUUGGUGGAGGAGGCGGUGGAGGAUUCGGAGGUGGUGGUGGUGGUGGACUAGGGGGUGGUGCUGGUUUUGGAGGAGGUGCUGGCUUUGGAGGUGGAGCUGGAGGUGGAGGCGGGUUCGGUGGUGGCGGAGCUGGCGCUGGUGGUGGGUUCGGCGGUGGAGCUGGUGCAGGUGGUGGGCUUGGAGGUUUCCCUUGA
Molecule: messenger RNA, 453 nt
Organism: Durio zibethinus
Lineage: Eukaryota; Viridiplantae; Streptophyta; Magnoliopsida; Malvales; Malvaceae
Source: RefSeq, a predicted model, not a curated record